AGUUCUUUCUCCUCGUCGCCAUCAAUCAGUACCCACAGUUCUUCCUGCCGAUAAAAUUUUUGAUUUUGCUUUCGGGAAUGGGGAUGAGGGAUUGAUGAUAAUUCUCUCUUCUUCCGCUUCUACUCACCCUCUCUCUCCUCAUCGACCGUUCCGUAUCUGCUAGGAGGUUUUGCUUGGACGCGAAUUUAAUCUUGGAGAUCGGUUGAAAGCCCUUGUCUCUAAGGGUUUUAAAGUCCCAGCAAAAGGGGAGAGUUGAAAACAUGGAACAUGAUGAGGCAAGCUGUCAAGCUCCCCCUGAGGGUCCCUUUCUGUGCAUUAACAACUGUGGCUUCUUUGGAAGUGCGGCUACUAUGAAUAUGUGUUCCAAGUGCCACAAGGAUUUGAUGUUGAAGCAAGAUCAAGCAAAACUGAGUGCUUCAACUCUCGGAAGUAUCAUGAAUGGAUCAUCGAGUUCUAACCAAAAGGAAUCCUUUGUCACCACCGCCAGUGUGGAUGUGCCAGUUAGUUUGGUUGAACCAAAGAUCACCCCGAUGCAUGUGUCUCCUGUGGUUGUUUCUGCAGGGAGCAGUGAAGCAAAGCCAAAGAAUGGACCUAGACGAUGCAACAGUUGCAACAAGCGAGUUGGAUUAAUGGGGUUCGACUGUCGUUGUGGUAACAUCUUCUGUGCCAUUCAUCGUUACUCUGACAAACAUGAUUGCCCCUUUGAUUAUCGCACUUCUGCACAAGACGCAAUUGCCAAAGCCAACCCCAUUGUGAAGGCAGAGAAGCUCGAUAAGAUCUAGCACUUAUCUAGCACAUGUUGGGUUUGUGUUGAUCAAUUGUCAUCAUUUCAUCAUCACGUAGAUGAUUUCUGCUUUGCUGCAUGCAUAUCCUGUAACCUGCAUGCAUAUUUGAAGGAGGUAUGGCAAUCAGCUGCAUCUCUGCAGUUAGAAGAAAAKGUAGGAAGCGUUACGUCGACAUCAGUAUUUUCUGGUUCUUAUAUCGGUUUAAUGUUAUCAUCAUAAGCGUGUUACAUGACUGUACUGUGUCAUAAGAGGAAUACGUAUCUGAAUGCAUGCUGCCCAUGUUUAAUUUGUUUGUAAGCAGCAGUUGUGCUUUAAAAUGUUCAUGGAAUGCCCUCUUCUCUUUGAUGGAUU
Momordica charantia (bitter melon) is the source of this 1136-nucleotide messenger RNA. Its product is annotated as zinc finger A20 and AN1 domain-containing stress-associated protein 4. The record is from RefSeq and is a predicted model, not a curated record. Gene Ontology annotation, molecular function: zinc ion binding; DNA binding. NCBI's taxonomy places the organism in Eukaryota, Viridiplantae, Streptophyta, Magnoliopsida, Cucurbitales, Cucurbitaceae.